Eucalyptus grandis is the source of this 2983-nucleotide messenger RNA. Its product is annotated as putative serine/threonine-protein kinase-like protein CCR3. Bases 261 to 2699 code for a protein of 812 amino acids. Gene Ontology annotation, molecular function: protein serine/threonine kinase activity; ATP binding. The transcript has a single exon. The record is from RefSeq and is a predicted model, not a curated record. NCBI's taxonomy places the organism in Eukaryota, Viridiplantae, Streptophyta, Magnoliopsida, Myrtales, Myrtaceae. Gene Ontology annotation, biological process: protein phosphorylation.
CACCUUCCUGUAGCCAACGCUGUUUCGCCGCCCGCCACGCUUCCCUUCGAACUCCGCAUCCAAAGUUCCCAACGCCGCGAAAGUCCCCCCUCCCCCGAGAAGGAAACCGAAGAAACAUACCGCAUCUCUCUCUCUAGAACUCAAACCUUCCUUUCUCUCUCUUCCUCUCGAACUGGGUCUUCUCCGCCAAUGAAGCAGCGGCCCACCAACCCAUCAGAUUCAUCCCCCGCCGCCGCCGCCGCCGCCGAAGGGCCCCUCGUAUGACGACGCGGUUCUUCCCCGCCGCGGUGUUCUUCCUCGCCGUCGCCGUCGCCGUCGCGCUACCCGCCACCGUCUAUGGGCUCGGCGCCGGCGCCACCGUCGCAGCCGCCUACGGCUCCGGCACCGUGUGCGGCGUCGUCGCCUCGCAGCGCACCCGCGCCGUCCGGUGCUACCGCGGGGGCGUGCUCCUCGGCGUCCUCCCCAACGUUUCCUUCUCCGAGGUCUCCGGCGGCCGGGGCUACUUCUGCGGCCUCGUGUCGGACGGGUCCAGCUACCUCUGCUGGGACGCUCUCAGCCCCAAUACGACCCUGCUCCCCCGGCGGGUCUACCUCAACGAGUCGGCCCUGUUGAAGAACCUCGCCGUGGGUGACGACCAGGUCUGUGCAUUGGUGAGUGCCACGGGAGAGGUGAAAUGCCGGAGGAUCGAUGACUCUUUUCAGGUACCGUCCGGGGCUGAUCGAUUCUCGUCGAUUUCAUCUGGGUUUGGGUUUACUUGCGGAAUUUCGAUGAAUACGAGUCGUGUCCAGUGCUGGGGUAGCAAUCGAAUCUCGAAUGAUAUUCAAGCGAUUCAAAAUGGGUUCGGGAGCAUGCAAAUGUCGAGUAUCGUCGCAGGUGGUUCACAUGCUUGCGGCAUUAAUUCUACUGGUUCUGUAGUUUGCAGCGGGAACAAUUCUUCUGGGCAGCUUGAUGUUCCUUCCCAUUCAUCCUUUGAGUUCUCUUUGUUGUCUCUAGGUGCUACUCAUAGCUGUGCAAUGAGGCAAGCGAAUAACAGUGUCACCUGUUGGGGUGGCAAUGGACAGUAUUCAGUCUAUGGAACUGAUUCAAUUUCAUUUGAAUUGAUCGUUUCGGGUUCGAAUUUCACUUGUGGAUUGAUAUCGAGUAAUUAUUCAAUCGGGUGUUGGGGUCCUGGUUGGCCUGGUGAGUCGGCUGAGGGGCUCCAGGUGCUUCCAUUGACAAAAAUCCUUCCAGGGCCUUGUGUUCUGUCAGUUUGUGAAUGUGGAAUAUUCGAUCUGUCACAGCUUCUAUGCAGUGCCUCCGGUGUGAUUUGCAAGCCGUGUCGUAUCCAAGCACCAAUCCUUCCGCCUCCCCCACAAGCAAUGCCGCCGCUGCCGCCGUCGCAAGCGCCACCGGCACUGGUCUCCCCUCCAUCCUCCCCAUCACGAGCUCUUAGAAGGGGCUUGUUGGCCUUUGCGAUUGUUGGGUCAGUCGGAGCAUUAGCGGGAAUUUGCACGUUGAUUUACUGCUUGUGGAGCGGGAUGUGUUUUGGGAAAAAGAAGGUGCAUAAUUCAGUUCAACCUACAAUUACUAGGGGCAAUUCGAGUGGCGAGACGACGUCGACCACUAGCCCUUAUUCGAGAUCAUCCACCAUAAGGCGCCAGAGCUCAAGAGUGAUGAGGCGCCAGAGCUCAAGAGCGAUGAGGCGCCAGAGAAGCGGGACCUCUUCGAAGCACCAAGAUAAGGCAGAGGAAUUUUCUUUUGCAGAGCUAGCAGGGGCCACUGGCAACUUCUCCCUCGAGAACAAAAUCGGAGCCGGCAGCUUCGGCAUUAUUUACAGAGGGAAAUUACAUGAUGGUCGUGAAGUUGCUAUAAAAAGGAGUGAAACCGGUCCAAGGACGAAGAAGUUCCAGGAGAAAGAAAGUGCUUUCGAAUCUGAACUUUCAUUCUUGUCCCGGCUUCACCACAAACACUUGGUUAGGCUAGUUGGGUAUUGUGAAGAAAAAGAUGAGAGGCUCCUAGUGUACGAGUACAUGAAGAACGGAGCUCUUUACGAUCACUUGCAUAAUAAAGAUAAUGUCGAGAGAAGUAGUAGUCCUGUGAAUUCGUGGAAGAUGCGGAUCAAGAUUGCGUUAGAUGCUGCCAGAGGGAUUGAAUAUCUACACAACUAUGCAGUGCCUCCCAUUAUCCACAGAGACAUCAAAUCUUCUAACAUAUUGCUGGAUGCCAACUGGAUGGCCCGAGUGUCCGAUUUUGGAUUAUCAUUGAUGGGUCCUGGGUCUGAUCAUGAUCUGAGGCCAUCCAAGGCUGCAGGAACAGUCGGGUACAUUGAUCCCGAGUACUACAGUCUGAAUGUGUUGACUGCGAAGAGCGAUGUGUAUGGCCUUGGGGUGGUAUUGUUAGAAUUACUGACGGGGAAGCGCGCGAUAUUUAAGAACGGUGAGGAUGGAGGGACGCUGAUCAGCAUUGUGGAUUUUGCUGUUCCGGUGAUAAAGGCGGGGGAACUGGCAAAGAUCUUGGACUCGAGGGUGGGGUCGCCAGAGUUGAACGAGGCGGAUGCGGUCGAGCUGGUGGGUUACACGGCGAUGCACUGCGUGAAUUUGGAAGGGAAGGACAGGCCAACCAUGACCGACAUUGUAGCUAAUUUAGAGAGGGCAUUAGCUCUAUGUCAAGAUAGCCACGGGAGCAUCUCCAGCGACAUAAUCUCCAUUGCUUCAGAAUGAAGUGGAGGAACAAAUAAACCGAAAAAGAAAAAGAAAAAACCGACACAAGAUCUCUUCUUUCACCAUGUUCAUUUUUGUUUUCACGUUUGGGAGGGAUGAUGAUCCAGAUGGAUUUCAGGGGAUUCUUGAUUGUAAAGUGGGGUUAGGCAUUUUCCAUUUUCCAUCUAACCUUGAGCUGUAGUGUCGUUACGAUUCUGUGAACAGCAGUGAGAGAGGCCCCGAGAGGGGGAAUUCAGAUGUCAUUUGAUUAUUUCAUUGAAGCAAAGAAAAUCAACUUCACGGUC